AUGUCUGAAAUUCAAGAAGUAGCAAAUCAGAUCAGAGGGAAGCUGAGAUACAAAAAUGAGCGUGAUUUAAUAAUAUAAUCCUAUAUGUUGGGAAUUUUGCAAGGUAGAAAUAAAUAGGCUUCAUAAGAUGUAUUUCUAUCAAAUUUAGAAAUCAUUAUGAGCUUGAAUAUGCUAAUAGACAUAAAAGUAUACAAACCUGAAAGGGUCUAUAAGCUAUACAAUGAUGCAUUGAGAGGACCUUUCGAUUUAAACGAAUUAUGUAUUUAAUUAGAAAGAGAAGUUUUUGAAAGUCAAAACUCUUAAGAGGAUACUCAACUUACAUAGAUGUUCAAAUCAAAUAAUUAAGCUUAGAUAUCUCAAAUUUUCCCAUAGCAAUAAAAUUUAAAAUAAUAAACCUAAUCACUCUGGAAUGAGGACUCAUAGCCUUCUAUUUUAUUCCCACUUAGAGGAUAAUUAGAAUCAUAAGGAUUCAAUCAAAUAUAAAAUGCUUCAAUCAUAUAUUAAUAGUUAAAAAAAGAUACAGCUGAUGAAUCAAAAAGCUUUGAAUUAGCAUUGUAAUUGCAAAAAUAAUUUGAAGAAGAAUAAUAAUAAUUGGAACAGCUUAAAUUAUAGUAAAAUUAUGAGGAAGAGUAAUAAAUAUUAGAAGAUGAAAGAAAAAAUUAGAUUGAAUGCAAAAUUUGCCUGGACAACAUAUAAUUUACAGAGAUGGCCACUUUAUAUUGUUCACACAUAUUUCACUAGAAAUGUUUAAAUUAAUAUUGCACAACAUAAAUUUCAUCUAGAUAAUUCCCCAUUUUAUGUCCAUCUGGAUGUAAAAAGAACAUCAUCUAUUCAGAUUUAACUGAAGUACUAGAUGAUCAAUAAUUAAUGGAAUUUCAAUAAUUAACUUUUAAGACCUAUAUUGAAAGCCACGGAGAUGAAUACUCAUGGUGUCCAACUCCAGACUGUUAAUUUGUAUUUGUUGCAGGAGACAAUCCUAGAUUGGAUUGUCCUGUCUGUUAGAAAUCAUAUUGUUUAGAUUGUAAAAUUGAAUAUCAUAAUGGAUUUUCAUGCUAGGAAUUUAAAGAAAAAAGGCUAUUGGAAUCUAAAUUAAAAAAUGAAAAAUAUCUUGAUGAGAAAUUCUUUAGUUUCAUAAAAGGAGCCAAGUAUAAAUAAUGUCCCAAAUGUAAAUUUUGGGUUGAAAAAAGUGAAGGAUGCAAUCAUAUGACAUGUAGGUGUAAAUUUGAAUUUUGUUAUGUUUGUGGAGGAAUUUAUUAGAAAUGUGAGUGCGUCAAAAAUGUCCAUGCAAAUUGGCCAACACCUUUAAAUAGAUUUAGAAACAGGCAUAGAUGA
This is a messenger RNA of Paramecium tetraurelia, 1332 nucleotides long. RefSeq lists its product as uncharacterized. Gene Ontology annotation, molecular function: ubiquitin conjugating enzyme binding; zinc ion binding; ubiquitin protein ligase activity. Gene Ontology annotation, biological process: positive regulation of proteasomal ubiquitin-dependent protein catabolic process; protein polyubiquitination; ubiquitin-dependent protein catabolic process. The record is from RefSeq and is a predicted model, not a curated record. The transcript is spliced from 5 exons. Gene Ontology annotation, cellular component: ubiquitin ligase complex; cytoplasm. Lineage: Eukaryota; Ciliophora; Oligohymenophorea; Peniculida; Parameciidae.